AGUGUGGUCUUUGUCCCCCUCUGCCUUUACACUAAGACCCCUCCCUUUCUCUCCAUUCACCCCUGUGCAGUGUUUUAUACUGAAAGGUAAAGAUGCGAAUUCACACUGCGCCUCGUGCACCAGUGAGCGAGUCCUCGUGCAGGCAGGCAGUCCUCUCAGCAGGUGUGAACACCUUCAUGUGAUGAGCCCGUUUCAUUCAGCAGCAGCUGACUGUGUGUGCAGGUGAGAUUCUCAUGUCGCCUGUUGCUCCUCUACCUGUCUGUGCCGUCUGUGCUGUCUGUCUGCUGCGGUUUGUGCCUUCAUGAACUGUUGCAUAGGGGGGAAUUUUUGUCUGUUCAUCUGAUAUUUAAAGGAGACAUUUUAAGAUUUAAAAUGUAAAGCUCUGUUUUGUAUUUUGCAUUGUAGCUUUCUUUAAAAUGAGUCAAAACAAAGCUUUGAUGAUCAGGUAGUCUGGUGCGUGAUGUUUUCACGGGGAACAUCCCUCCAGACGCCAUUUGAAAAACAUCUAUUUCAUGUUUCUUUGGUCAUAACGCGAAUUACACGACGUUGUACAGCCAAGAAAACAUGCAUUAAAAAUGCACUUAGCUUCAGAUUGAUUCGGCGCAAUAAAAUCUUGCAUCAUGUCUUAAUUUUUCUGCAAAAUCGUAACUUAAUUCUUAUUCAGCUGCAGUUUCUCACCGUCUUUUCCAGCAGUGAGCGCCACAGAGGGCGGGAGCGACCAAUACCAACUAUUAAUAAAAGUUGCAAUACUAAUGAAAAACAUCCUGCAGUGUGUAUGUGAUUAACGCCGAAAUAUGAAACAGUUUAUGCAGAGUAGGAAUGUGCGUGUAAUAUUAAAAUAACUCUAAUAAUGGCUUCUUCUUUUGCAAAAAUAAAUCUUAAUUCCAAAUUACCGAAUAGUGUUUCGCGUGACGUUUUUAAAUCUGAGGCGUAUCGGGGCCACAGCUGAAGCAGCGGUUGGUUUAUUGGUCUGGAAAGGCUGAUAACAUUACGUCUGUUUGUGAAGCAAAUUACUGUGUUAUCUGCUGCUGUUUGCGCAGGUCAGAGAGACAACAGCCGGCUGUGUUUGCACAGGCAUGUCUGUCAUAUGAGAGCAGGGCUGUGAAUGCAUCAAAUGCAUGCGGCAUUUAAAUAGCUGUGUUAUGACAGAAGGGGGUUUCCAAACAUGGGGGAACAGCUGGAGUCCCUGCAGAGCUCAGGUGCAGCCAAGGUGAUGUUUUGAUUCUUUUUCCGGGUAUUUCAAGGCUGGAUUUAGACUCUUUUCAGACGAGGAAACCUUGCUACAGUUAUGGAGUCCUGUCUUAUUUGCAUACUGUCAAACUCAGUUAAAAGCUCUCAUUUAUGUUUCAUUGCUUUCGCAGACAGAAAAUAAAUGAGCUGAUCCAGAAAGGUUUCAGAAAUGACUUGUUUUCUUGCAGAUUGCAGCAUCUGAUUUUUUCAUGGGUUCCAGUGUGUGCAGACUCCUUUUUGUGCCCAUAGAACUGUUGGAUGGUUAAUCUUUUGAAUGCUGAUGCCCAAGUAGGCCAGCAGUUUCCAGCCAAAUUAAUUUCCCUUUAGGAAACAAUAAGUUUUACGUCCAAAAUAACAUGAUAUGAAAACAAGUUUUGCCUGAAAAGUUACAAAACAUAAAAAUUUUCAUGCAAGUUAUUUUAAAUCUGCAGGAGAAGCUAGAACUAGAGCCACUUUCGCAUUUCUCUCUACAAACAUGUUUUAACCAAAUGGUAAAUAGGUAUUAAUAAAAGCCUUCUGCAACAUCUCUAAGUGUGCAGGACACCUGUGUGAAUGAAUGGACUGGAGGCGAUACGAUUUAGCAUCUAGAACUAUGAAUAGCUUCAGUUUGCAGCUGAAUUGAUUAGGAAAUAUUUUUCAUAAAUGUGCCUGAAUGUUUGUUGAAUUAACAGAUUUUCUUAAUUUUACCUAUACGAUUAUUCAGAGACAGAUUCUAGUAAAAUGUGUAAAUUAUGCUGAAUUUGGUCAGUUAAAUACUCCAUGAUCUGUAAGAUUUUAAACCCCUGCGUCCUGUUGGAUGUAUCUUUGUUGUUUCUGUUGUAUUUUCAGAGUGUGUUUCUGCUUAUUUUGGACUUUUGCAUGGUUGUAUUACAUUACAUCUGUUCUGAAUUUGCAGCACCUUCCUCUGAUUGAAUUUUCCUCAGGCCGAUGCAGACUGGAUCGCCUCAUCAUUCACUGAAAUAUAGAGAUCAUUUGUUGUCUGACUCUGUUGAUCUAACAACCUCCUGCUGCUUCUCUGAUGAGCUUCUCCUCAAACAUUACAUCUCAGAGAAGACACGUUAUAAUUUCAGUCAGUGCAGAUUUUCCCGAUUGUAUUCAGUGAUCUCAGUUUAUACUCUGUAAUCCUCUUUGCUGAUGUGCUGCUCAUGUAAAGCUGCGGUGAUUGAUUUUGUGUCUCUUUGUCAGAGAAAACAAUCUGAUGUUGCAAACAUAGGAAGGUUUAAAUCUGUAUCUGUUAUCUGGUGAAAGCUGCUGUAUCCUAUGUUGAGUCAUUAUUAUGAAAUAAAAUUACAAAAUUAACAGGAAAUAAGUCAAACAUUUGAGUUAAAAUGGGAUUUGUUAUUCUCUUCUUGCAAACUUUUUAUAUGUUGGAGUCAUCAGUCAGUUAGAUCCAUUUUAUUCAAGUCUAUUUUUCUGGAGCUCUGGGUUUUCCUUACUCUCACCAUCAUCAUCAGCCUCAAACUGAGAGGCUGCAGCUGCUGAGGGGUCGACAACAGUGUUUUAUAGUUGGUUCUUGUUGAAACAGACAACUAUGUAAUAUCCAUCACUGUCUCAUUUAUAAACUCAGACAGUGGUUUGCUGGUUAUAUGUUGUGUUCUGGCAUACACACCUGGUCAAGUUUGCACUGCUAGCGUAUUUCUGUGACCUCCACCUGUGUUUACAUUGAGUGCAUUUGGCCACAUGAGCAUCUUAGGCUUUCCUAUUUGAAAAAGCAAACUUUUUCAGCUCCAGCUUUGCUCUUUUUAUAAGCCUUCCAUGCAGCAUGGUCUCCUGAUCUUAGACCGUAUGGGAAAAUGAUUUGGAUCACUCAAAAGAGCCAGAAUUUUUACCUCAUACGCAGGUGGCUAGGGUUCAAUUCAACCCUGUGGCCCCUUUCCUGCAUGUUACUUUCUGCUCUCUCCUCUUACCCCUGCUCUAUUCAUGGUCCUCUAUCUGUCAAAAAAGACCAGAAGAGCCCAAAAAUAAAUUUAAAAAAAGGCCAGCAUUCCCAUUGCUGCUGCUGACUCUCUUGGCACCCAGCAAAGGGAUGAAUUGAUGUUGAGGAACAAACACAAUUGCAGAACCGUGAGCGCAUGCUCCUGGAUCGCCCAGACCAAAUCCACCGCUUGGCAGUGAGGAAACUGUCCAGUAAAAAAACAUUACUGAGGUAUGAGUGGUCUUCUUACCUGUCUCACUGUCACUGCAAACCUGACCUUACAACCCUACAACCAGCCCAGCUGACCGGCAUUGGCCCCGGUUUCCCCAGUUAGCCACUGUGGGUCAUUAAUAUUUAAGAGCAUAUCUUAUAACCUCCAUAAAUAUAGCCUGUACAGUUGUGGAGAAAUUCAUUACACUUUUUAAUCAGAAAAUUUGCAUUAUCUAGCAAAACCCGACAAAAACUGCCAUGCUUUGUUUUUUUUUCUUUUUUUGUUUUUUUUUGUUUUGUUUUGUGAAUACUGAAUCCUCGGUACUUUGUAUUACUGGGUUGAUGGACAUUUAAAUCUUUUUUUAGUUCGGGUCGUGCUCAGUCUUUAUCCUAAAUUCUCCAAAAAGUGCUGUCUCACUUUGGUAGACUGUUUUUAUCACAGAGUUCAGAGAGUUUGAUUCCUGUGGAUUCAAAUAUACCGACUGUGUGUUUCCCAGGUGAGCUGAUCUGACCUCUCAUUGAGGUGAAGCAGCUUCUCUGAGUGGUUUUGUUGGUCUGACCUUGUUAAUCACUCUGCUGGAAAAAAUAAAGAUCGGUCAGAGAGAGGGAACAAUGAGAGUCUCUCCCCAGCAGAUUGAGGGGUCUGAGGUUAGAGCUGCUCAGUAAACAGUCUGAUUACAGGCGAUUCAGAUGUGAAUCAAAAACACGAGCUGUGACAGUCAGUUAUUACACAGUGAUAAAAAUCAACAGUGAUUCCUGUGAGUGAAUUAGACCCUCAUUAAAUAUGAUCCUGAGGUGAAAAUUUGAUAUAUUGAAAGCCUUACCUCAUAUGAACAACAUUUGUGACUAACACUGCUGAAAACACAAAUUAGGGAUGGAGAGCAUUCAUUUUUAUCAGUUCUGAUCCCAUUAUCCAGGCUCCUUAAUGAUUCAAGUUCUUGUCAGUACCUCUUUCACUUGGCCUUGUUCUCAUUUUUAUUGACCCACCUUCAAACACCUCGCAACGACAUUGUAUGUCAUGUUUGUUGGUUAGCAAAUUAGCUUUUAUUCUCUCUCUGGAGUUGUUUCCAGCUGCAGACACUCAAAGGUUCUGCAGUUUUUCUUUGGACUAGCCACUCUUUGAACCUCUCUGCACGUUCAGUUGUCAUUGCAACAGACCACCAGAGUCCUUCGUGGUGUACUUGUAUACCUGUUUGCAGUUCAAAAACAUUCUUCGACAUUCUGUGCAUUUCUAAAAGUGUUGAGUCAUCUCUCAGAGGGAUGCUACAGCUAGCUGAUUAUCAGUCUGUGACUACUUCUUCGUCUAUUUUCCAUAAAGGACCACUGUUAUUACUAAGUAGUAAUAUGCUCAUUUUGAGCACAGUAUCAACAUUUUAUCGUUUUAAAACUGGUAUGUCUCCACAGCCCUACAUUAAACAUGAAAUACCGUAACACUUCCUGUAUAAUUUUCAAAAAAAAAACCCUAAUGCCCUUUUAGUGUCAGCCCUCUAUGCUUUUAUUCUGAAUGUAUAUCCCAGGUAGUUAUAUUUGACUGAAAUAGGAAAGAAAAUACAAAUAAUAAGGGAUGAAAUUCAUGUGGGAUUGACAGCCUCAGUUUAAAUCAGUGGUUAAAAUCUUGAACUGUGUAAGAUCAGCUCUGCUGUUACUCUGUUGCUUCUGUAAUUACCCUCAGCAGGAUUAUUCUGUCUCUGAGAUUGAGGUAUUUCUUUCUUCUUCUCAUGCAGCUUUGAUUCAUUAGGCAUCUUAAUUGACUGGAACAUAAUCAAUGAAUUCCAGCGGCUGGUUUUGUAACCAGGAAAGACAAUCCUUCAAAUACUGGAAGAGAAAAAUUGAACUCUUGAGAAGGCGUUGUUGGAGAACCUCUGACCUGACGCUGGAGAUUUCUCAGCUGUGAACACUGCUUGAAAUUCUGUGUAGGAACACCAUUUUCAUCCCACCUAAAAAAAACAGAGUAUUAUACAAAUCCCAGUGUGUAAGGAAUCCACUAUAACCUUUUAUUCAAGCUUGAACACGUGCUGCAUGGAGGAUUUUAGAUGCCCAAAUGUGGUUCCGUUUAAAGGCAGAGCGGUCAAAGACGUGAGACUGUAGUUCAGGAGGUGAUGAAAAUUUGUGUCUCCCAGGGAGGACAAAAAAAAAAAGAAUAAAGCGCUCACUCUCCCUCAAAUUGAGAAAACUCUUUAGCAGGUAUGGCUCAGCUUCCUUUAAUGUUUAAUAUCAAAUGCAGAAAGGGGACACAGUGUGGAGGUCAGACUCCUUCAUACCAAGCUGGGAUUUCACGAUUACCCUGCUGCAGCACUCCUGUAUGGAGGAGUUUAAGGGCCAGGCUUUAGGGACCGAAGAAGAAAGGAAGGAGGAGGGGAAAUUUUCACAUUUGAAGAAAGGCAGAGAGGAAGCAGAAAGUCUGCAAGGUAUGAGAAGUCUAAAUCAGAGGGAGGAUUUUUCUUUUUUGCAUCUUCAAAGGAAGUCAAACAGCAAGCAAAGGUCACAUUUUCAGCAUUAGUGCCAAACAUUAGAAACCAGGCCAGCCCUAGAGAUAUAACAAUCUGCAGACACAAGUGCAGUAUUGUGGAUUAAGGCUGCAGGAUACAAAGAAAAAAAAUUCUUCUGCAGGUUUUUUUUAAAUAGAUGUUCACCAUACAUUGAAGUAACAAAAAGUAAAGACCUGUUAUUUCCAAGAGUUUGCAUGUUUGGAUGAAAUGAAGGCCUGAGAGUUAGCAGGAUGAGAAACCAGUUGAACUCUGUUAACUGUUAAGCGCUUAACAAAGACACAAACUUCGAUAAGAGUUAAUCAGUUAUUUCUGUUUCAAAUUAAACUUGUUAAACUGUUGCAUGAAUCUACAAAGGCUGUAUACAGUUUAAGAUACAUGGGAAUAAUCAGGAUCCACUUAACGUGGUGCUGUGGUCUUAAGUUGGAUGAAUCAACGAGUUACCUGAGCUCUGAAGUUAGCAGGUUGGACUUGAAUAAAUUAUUAUUUUUUGUUGAGCUAAAUUCCCACAAAUGAUCAAUUAAGACCUUGAACAUGGCCUAUUUUAUCUUCUCCGAUGGUGUCAUCUCAUUCAGAUCAUUCACGAACUCACAUGCAUGUUUGUAUGUCUGGUCUUUGUAGUUUUUCUGAUCAAGUUUUAGUGAUUAAAAAAAAGGGAUGUGGUGCAGCUGUUGGGAAUUGUUUCCACAGCUCGAUCGAGUUGAUCUCACUUUGUUCUCUAGUGAGCGUCUGUUGCUGCAGGAUGACGUGCGUAGGAUUGAGUGGAAAAAAGCUUCAGAGCGUGUGUUCAUGGUGAUGAAAAAGGUGUCACACUGCAAAAGUGAGUCUCAUGAAGGUGUGUGAUAGUUUUAAGAACACAGCAGAGCUUGACUGCACAGAGGAGGAAGCUGUACAAGACUGGAUUUGAUAAAUUAUACCAGGAAGCAGGUACGUUUGCUAGUUUUGGAUCUUUCCUGGGAAGAUAUUUAAAGUAAGGACUAUUUAUUAUCAUCAGACUCACCCUGAAAACAUAUCUUUUCCUUCUUUUAACAUGUUAGCAUAAUGAAACCUAAAAUGACGAAUGGUUGAGACAUCAUGGUUGGUCCGUCUUCUUACUGUGAGCAGAAAUGAGACGUCACAGUGACAUAUACUCGUACUCUGAAAGCCCCUCCAGCUAACGGCCUCAGAGUCAGGCUGACAGCUCAUUUUUUUCUGGUCUUGCCGGCUUGUGUGGCUCUGGGGAUGGAAAUGUUUUGUCAGUCCAUCACUUAAGUCCAGACUGGAUGUCUCAAUAACUUCUGAAUUAAUCUCACUGACAGUCUGUACAUCAGUGGUGACCUUAGCAUGAAUAAAAGAGGCUUAAACAUCAUAGACAGCAGCAGGUCAACUGAGCCAGUGUAAAAGCUUUAAACUUAAAAUCCUGCAGAUGAAUGAAUUGAAGCUACAUCUCAAUAAAUGAGAAUAUUCUGUAAAAUGUAGAAAUAUUUCUGUCAGUUUUUUUUUUAAGAAAGUGAACAUUUUACAUGCAAACUAUCAAAAAGCAACUUUUCAAUUCCAAUUUUGACUAUCAUGAUCUACAGCUCAAAACAUAGUCUACUGAGUUUAUCCAUAGACUGUAUAUACUAUGGACAACUUGGUUCCGCCUCCUGCCUGUAUACGGAUUUGAAGCCAAAUAGCUCUCGAUAUUUCUGAGAUUUUUCUUCAUCUCUGAAACCAGCGCUGCGCAGUAGCGAUGCGCACAUUCAGGCACGCAGUUGCCAAGAGUCGCUGUGAUGACGCUUGGCUCAAACAGCGUAUCCCCCGGGAGAGCUACGCAAUCCCUGAACGCCAAUAGGCUGUAUCAGGUGUCAAUCAUAGCAAACAUGAACCCCCUAAUAACUUUUAAAAACUGAGCUUCACAGAAAAAAAGAGGACUUGAGCACAAACCAGUCUUACAAUAACUACAUGUCAACAUCACAAGCAGGGGGGAGAAAAAUGUAUGUACUGUGUAAUAAAUUUCUAAAGUUUGUCCACAGCCCUAUAAGCUUUGCUGGCGGAGGCGGGAUUUAUGAUCUGUACUGCAGCCGUCAACAGAGGGCACUGUUCUCAGAGUGGCUUCACCCAGCAAGGAGGCAGACUCUGUCCAUUCUAUAUACAGUCUAUGGUUUUAUCAAGUCCAGAGUCAACACAGUUUCAAAUCCCCAUACUUCCAUCUGCAGACAAGCUUCAUAGAGAACUGGUUUCCUUUUCCAGCAAGACCUAACAUCUACCCACAGCGUCAGAACUGCUACCACAUGGUUUGCUGACCAUAAUAUAACAGUGCUUUGCCCAAUUGGCUGACUAUGUCCUCUAUGGUGCUGUCAAUAACGCCUCUAAUAAUACCGCUGAAGGCUCACCGCCUCCACACAACAUUGAUGCAGGGAUUCAUGGAAAAGGGGCCCCACCCAAGUACUGAUGAUAUGAAUAAUAAUAAAAUGAUUAAAUCAUAAGAAAUUGUACAUUUCUUCAUUUAACCCUUUGGUUUUAGGGAAAAUCCUAAUCAUGUGAGGUGUACCUGGAUUCCUAACUUUUAUUGGAUAAACAAAAAAAGACUUUAGAAUUCCACUGUACUUGCCACAGAUGUAAGAAUGACUGAAAAUCUACCUUUUUCAUCAAAUAAUGACAUUUACUGAGAUGCACCUGCAGAGGUGGAUCUUACUCUGCGUUAUGUCUGAUCAUCAGUUGCCUGUAAGUUGUUGUGUUUCCUCCAAACCAUUAACUACAACACAUUAAGUAUUUAAAACCUGAACAUCAGCAGGCUAAAAUGAGCAUUACAAGCUGACCCAAAGUCAGUCAUUAAAUUACAUAACUGAGCAGAAAACAAUCUCUUGCAUCAGUGAAAAUAAAAAAAGCAAGUAUAAUGACUCUGUAAUUAUUUGAAUAGUAUUGUCAGACAUUAUAGAAGAUAUUUCUGCAUGUUUUCCACACCUGGAUCAACUUUCAGCUUUAGUAUUCCUAUUGUGCUGUUUCUCUCUUCUUGAUGAAUAAACCCGGUCUCACAGGUGAAAUAUGAGGUGGCCUCAAUCAUUAGUAAUAAUGUGGUGUUAUGUCAAAAGAUUAGGCCUUUCUGUAAAUACAGAGCAGGUGAGAUCGAUUCAGCACAAAGCCUGAUUUCGUACAACAACAGGUUUUUCCUCUUGUGGCCCAGCAGCAGCUGGAUAAACAGCUUGAUGUAGGAAAACAGAUGAUCCCUCACUUCUGCACUUCAUCAUAUGCCGCUGUGAGACAUAUUAUUCUGCUCUGCGUCUGGACAGAGAGAUGUAUGAGUGGUAGACCACCUUUCAGAGUCAGUGUAUUUCCAGGAAUGUGGUUCAGCUGUGGAGACAUAGCAGAGCUAUCCUCCUCAAGGUCUCAGAAAAAUCUGUUUCUGCCCUGCAGAUUAUAAAGAUGAAAUAUUAAUCUGAAGAUCAAUUUUGAAGUCUGCAUGUACAACGGCAGCUUAUAACUUGUUCCAAAUCCUCUCCAGCCAGCCAGCAUCUUCAUGCCAGGUGUGUGUUGGCUGCACAAGCUUCUGUUGUCUUUCUUAAUGAGUUCUAUCAAAAUUGAGGUCAUAAACGAUCUAUUUUAAACAUUUAUUGGCAUUGUAGACAUCCUUAAGAUCACUUCUACACUGGAAAGGCCAAAGAGGUGUGCUUAACUCUAAUUGAACAUUACAGCCAACGAUAUAAGUGAAUAUAUUUGACUUGACAGGCUGUUUGCUGCACCUAUUCAGGGUCUGUAUUAAAUAUUUUACACAACAAUCUUAAACGCAUUAAAAACAGGGGCUGAUCAGCGAUUCGGGUGCACAAAGAGAAAUAGAGAGAAGUAGAAAAAACAACAGAAAGAUUGGACUAAAUAUGUGUCACCUGUAGAUGGAUAAAUCUCAGUCUUUCACGUGUUUACAGCAGCUUUGCAUAAACUGUGAUCAGACACCAAUCACUGAUUUUGCUUUAAAAGUUAUAAUUUCAGAUGGUAAUUGCAAACAUGGUUUUAACUUGACAGUUCAAAGCGAGGCACAACAUGAUGUAAUCUUUAUGUGGGCGCUCACUGAGAAACCCUAUGGACUAUGAGUAUUAUUUGCACAUACAUGUUGCAUAGGCCUCCAAUUUGAUGUUAUUUUAAUCUGCAUCUUGCAAAUCUGUUGCUUUUUUAUGUAGUUUGUUUUUUUUAAUCUGUGCUUUUUCAUGAGUAAAUGCAUUUUCUUUGUCAUAGUAUUGGACUGUGAAUGCAAACUCUGUUUUUCUUUAACCCGAUGCCAUUAAUGCAUUUAAUGUGCUGUCUCUGUGCUGUCUUGUAAUGUGCGGUUUGACUGUGAAUCACUUAAACAGCCCAAGAGGUGAAGUAAGAGGUGAAUCAGCUAUUGUGAACCAGCAUUUAUGAAUCGUUAUUAAGUUCAUGCAUUAGCCAUACAUUGUGAAAUGACUAUCUGUAGGUGUGAUGGAAAUAUAACAGUUCCUCUGAGCUUGUCAUAGGUGACAGUUGAAAGUCCUGUGUACUCGGUAUGCAGAAUGCUUAAAUAAAUAAUGGACUGAGACAUUUUGAGAAUAGACCAGUCAGACGGUCACCUAGGGUAUCACCUGCUGCAGGAGGCUUCAAGGGAGAGAAAUGAAUUCAAAUACCUGAUCUAUUUUUAAAUGUCUGUGCCCUUCAUUCCUGCACACUGUGUUGUUAACUCAAGCACUGCAAUAUGAAUUUUCAGAGGUUUCUGCAGGCGCACUCAUUCACUGAUGUCGCUGCUGGAUGUCACUUAUUUUGUGACAAGGAACUCUACUUGUGCUCCAAUAAAACUCAAGCGGAAAAAGCCGUUCUCAGAGUAACAACUGCUUCAUGUGGAGCUAUUCAGCUGUUUAACAUCCCUACAUUUCUGUUAAUGCAGGUUUAACACAGGCUAAGAGAGUGCUGUAAAAGUACUGUUUAUGAUGCUUAAUUAAGUUUUAGAUUGUAUGUUUUAGUCAGGAGUUUAAGGGGCUGAUAUUUAGAGAGGAGUCAUUAAGCUCCUUCACAGAUGAUCAGCAGACUGAAUGAGAGAGAGUGAGUACAGGUCCUUCAGCAGAAGUCAUCUGAGGUGGUUUAGACCUCUCAGCCACAUCCAUUUGACUUAUCCUGAAAGAUGGUGCACCCAUCUAAACGGAGACCUGUACAAAUCUGGAACAGCGUAGGUCACCUGUCCACCUUCAUUAGGCCCCACACUGAGAGCCUGGAAAUGAUCUGUGACAGCGCUUCAACAUUUGACUUUGGGGUACAAGCUGGAAAAUAAUUAUUUCAGCCUUGAACCUUUUCAAAUUUAAAAUCCAUCCCCUCCUUAAGUAACCUGGUGAUCUCCUGAGAUCAAUGGUCAGGUUACACCAAGAGCGCUCUCUGCUGGAUCUAAAGCUACUGAAGCUGGCCAAAUGUGCUGGUUGGUUUUGAUUUUGGAUUUGAACAAGUCAUGACAGUUCGAACAUGAACGUUUGCUCAUCCUGUCCUCCUGUUUGUGUUUCUUUCAGGCUUCAAGGAAGCAUGGUAACAUCUGUUCCCACUCCAUUAUCUCCAGUGGGAAGACAGUGAGGAAAGGUCACUACCAUGGGAUGUGAGUAAGGGACCAGUGGGGGUGCAGUGGCCCCAGGCGGGAUGCUGCUGACAGCUGGUCAGUAUGACUCUGCUGGACUUGUGGCUGUCGCGCUCCAUCCCCAUGUGCCUGCUCCUUCAGAGCCUUGUCCUUAUGGCCCUGUGCUUUCCCUCGGCCAGCAUGUGUCCAAAGGGCUGCAUCUGCCGCCGCGACCCCCACCUCCAUGGCCUGAAUGUUUCCUGCAGUCAGUCCCGCCUCAAAGAGAUCCCCCCCAGCCUCCCGGUGGACACUGUCCUGCUGAGACUGGACCACAACCAGAUAGGCACCGUGCCCGAUCAAGCCUUCCAUGGACUCAGGCUUUUGAGGGAGCUCAACCUUUCUUACAAUGCAGUGGAGACUUUAGGGGAGGGCGCCUUCAGUGGCAUCGAGGCGACCUUACAGGUGCUGGACCUCUCCCACAACCGCAUCACUAGCGUACACAAGGAUGCCUUCGCUCGGCUUAAAGCUCGCAUCAUUGUGGAUGAUAACCCCUGGCAUUGUGACUGUGCUCUGCAGCAGGCGAUCGGUGGAAUGGCGCAUAACCAUGAGGCGGCGGCACGGGUCCUGUGCAGGAGCUCGGAGCUUCAAAACCAGGAGGGACGACCUUUCUUGGCUGUGGACACUGACCUUUGUAAUCUGGCCAAAAGGACCACAGACUACGCCAUGCUGGUGACCAUGUUCGGUUGGUUCGCCAUGGUCAUUUCAUACGUGGUGUAUUAUGUCCGUCAGAAUCAGGAGGAUGCUCGGCGCCACCUGGAGUACCUCAAGUCUCUCCCGAGCAAACCCAAGAAACCGGACGAGGCUGACGACAUCAGCACUGUAGUCUGACAGCUGUCCUUAAUGUGACUAUCCCAAAAUAACCCAAUGAACACCAAAACGUGUACGUAACAGGACCCGUAUUUAUAGCCUUUACUAUUUAAAAAAAAACUUUUAGCUGAUGUGAGCAUCAAACCUGCAGAGAUGUCUUUGUACUUUUUGAAUUUUGUCCUUGUUCCUAACCAGGGUUUAUUCGUAGCCAGUCUGAGCGGAGAAGAAAAAGGAGACAAGAGUCUAACACCAACCUUUUUUCUACAAAAAUUGCAUAGGGACUCUUUAAAAUUGAAACUCAGGUUUAAAUAUUGACAUGAUAACGGCUUUUUUUAGAUCAAAUUUGGAAUAUCUUAUGAAGGAUAUAUUUCUAAGACCCUAUUUCCCAGAGCCCUCAUUUUGAUAUCUCAAAGCCUAUGAUAAAAUGCACAGAGUACGGCAUAUACAGUACUUGCCAAAUCAACUGCAUCUCUCAUUCCCCUUCAAAUUUAUUGUUAAAGACAAAGUUUACAUCUGCAAAAUUUGCAAAACUAUCAGCAUUUAUGAACCCAUGGCUUCUUUAAGGAGACUUAAUGACCGAUGGGGGUCAUUGUAGCCUUGGAGAUGAGGUUUGGAGACAUAAGGGAUAAAGAAGAGUCCCUCUGGUUGCCUUGAGCUGCUGUUGCCUCAUUUGGUGGUGAAGGGUGAUUCAGCUUUUCUUAGGAUGUUUUUAGGUUCAGUUAUGGAGAACUCAAUUCUGUAGCAGCCCAUUUCUGCUGAGAACAAGUUAAGGAUGCACUGUUGUUAGGGAUAAUUUUGACAAAAAAUUCUGACUUUCAAAGCUAGAACAAUUUUUACCCCACUUUAACUAGCUCCUGAAUAUUCCCAAGGUGGAGGGAUUGAGCCAAAGUGAUGCCUCGGGGGUCACUGAUUUAUUGCGUCAGGGGUGUAUUUUGUAGCUAAGCUGUGUGCAGAGGCAAUGUGGACAAUUAAAUGAAACAGGAUGGGAUACACACUGCUUGAAUGAUGCUGAAUUUAAAAAAAAGUCAAAAACUAAGGAAGCCUUUUAUCGGUACCACAACGGUACAUUUGGUGGGUCAUACAUUCCUGGAAACCACAGAGUUUUACUGCACAAAAAAGUUUAUUUUAUAUCUUUUUUUUUCUUCUUUCUGUUCUCUCAGGUGAACACAAAUCCCAUGUUUCUUCUUCUUUCAACCACAGCUUCACUCUUACUUGAUAACUACAUCAGGAAACUCCAAUAUGUAUUGAAUUUUCCUCUGGGGAUCAAUGAAGUUCUUCUUCCCUUAUUCUACAAACAUGGUAAAUGAGUGUAAUUUAUCAGGAAGCAGAUCCGAUCUGGUGAUCCAUAUUACCUGAUCCUGGAUAGAGAAAAAUGGACCAAAUCUAGAUCCAACUCAUCCUGAUUGAUCCUGCAUUAAGGCUGGAUGUUCCAGGCCACACUGCAAUGCUUUUAAUGAUCCCCAUGGUCAAUCCCAGUCUACGCUCCAUGUAAGCAUCCAUACAGUUUUCCUGGUGAUAACUACAGAGUUAACUCUCUCUGCAGACAGAUGCUGCAAGAUGUUCAUGAGCACUCUGGAAAUGAUCAUUUAGCAGACUUGGAACUAUGAUUGUUAAUGUCCAAGAUCUGUUGUCACUAAGUGUAUUAAAGUAUCUUAAUCACUCAUUAAGCAAAGCUUUACAAAAAAAUACUCAAUUCAGCCUCUCUGGAGGAUCCACAGCCUUUCAGUUUCAAACUACUCUAUCCAUGCGAUGAUCUGAGUGGGCAGGGUUGCUGUGAUAAAGAGGUGCUGAACUGUUUGGUUGCCUAAAUGUUCUCUGAGGGGGCAUAGAUGCAAUGGCAGAAAAACACCAAAACAAACACGCUGAGCGCUUCAGAAGAACUUGUGCCGGUACUUACAAACUUUUAGUCAUAAAUUGUUAGUACAAUCAGUGGACACACUGAAAAAAGGCAGGUCUAGGUUUGUUGGCAAUAGAGUUGCAAAGGGGUGGAAAAUUUCUGGUAAAUUUCCAGAAACUUUCCAUGGUAAAUUAAGCUGGGGAAUUUUGGAAAUAUUCCAAAUUGAAAACUGUAGCAUAAGAUACAAAAAAAGCUUGUAAAAACACUAAUGCAAUGGCAUGAACAGAAAUGUAGUUGGCUCAACAACUGGAAUGGUCUUCAAAAUAUUGGACAAUUGAUGUAUAAAUUAUUGUAUGGUUACAGAAAACCGUUUGCAGGAGUCAGAAGAAACAGCAUCACAUUUGAGGUAGCUACCACCACCCUAAUAAGCGAGCCCCUUAAAAAGUUAAUGAAAUGAAAAAUAGCUAACAUUUAGCAACCUUUUGCAAGUUAAAUAUUAAUACUAUUAUAGAUCAAAUAUAUUUACCCCAUAAUACUAUCAAAACUUACUUGACUUUAUAUAGUCUGUGGGCUCAAAUGUCUUUGUGAUUGAGGAGUGUACUUGCAUUAAAUCUGGUUGUUUUAGUCAAUAUUACACUACAGUAUAUUUUCCCUAACUAUAUUUAAGUUCCCUGUUGGGGGCCAACCUUCAGUUUUGAAAAUUUCAGAUUUAUUCUCGUUAAUUCCCAUGGAAAGUUUCCAACUUUGAAAAUUCCCAGAAGUUUGCAACCCUAGUUAGCAAAGAUCUUUUUACAAGGGUCAGUGUCAAAGCAAACUCAGCUUUGUACUUCACCUCAUUGUUGAAGCUGUCACAGAACAGCAUUGGGUGCUAGGACAGAAUGCCAGCAUUUCCAUUGGCUUCUUCUACCAACAACCAAGCAGUUGUUGUGUGUGGCUUCAACCUUUGACGUCUUGGAUCUGCAACAACAAAACAAAAACACCACUGGUGUAGGAGGAAAUCACCUGAGGAGUGGGAGUGGUUUUGGAUGUAUGCCAAUGCAGAUCAGUCCAGCUGUUGCAUCACCACAUGAGCAAACUGUAUCAGAAAAACUAUAAUUUUCCAGUAGGUGGGCAACAGAAACAUAGCACAGACCAUUUUUUGCCUCUACAUCCUCAGGUGCAAACAUGGAAACAUUCAAUAUAACGGCCAACUAUUUUCUGUGGCCAUUCAUGAACACAGAAAAUGAUAACUUACAGAGGGGGAUCUUUUAGGGGUCUAUUACUGUGUAAAAUAAUAACACAGGGGGAUUUUCUGAAAAUGGUGAUAUCACUGUCUAAUUUGCACAUUUGAAAUUCCCAAACAAAUAGUCAAGUACGAAGAGAGAAGGAUAAUAUCAACAAUGGCCAAGUACCAAGCUGUGUUUUUGAUGUUUCCUCAACAGUGUAAUUUUGCAGAGGGUUAUUAAUGUCUUCUUGUAACCUCGGCUGUGAAGGCCUGGGACAGGCACUUGAUGUUCUCCAGUGAUGUUUCAUGACUUAGUUAUACUGCCAGCUAGUAGUCUGGCAUGCAUAUUACAGUGUUUGCAGAAGUUUUUGCAGACUCAUGUGCAUGAAUUGUUCUCACAACUAUGUCAUAUGAUCGCAGAUUUAAAAAAAAUGCAGAGGAAAGACUUCUGUGGUGCUGUUGGAGCCAGUCUUGUUCAAACGAGGCCUCAGGGCUACCAGGCUGGAGGAUGACUGAGCAUACGUUUACAGUAAAGGAAGGACAUGUUUUCAUUAUAUGGGACCUUUAAAGUCUUGGAGUCUGAGGUCUUACAGCUCAGAGUGUCGCUGUGUUGUCCAUUUGGUCUUAUGGUUUGUGAGGUGAAAUGUUGUCUUUAGUUUGUGGUCUUUAGAGUCAGUCUUUGUAUAUCUGUCUUUGGGAGGAGAACACGCAGACUUGAUGUCGGCUCCAGUAGAUUUUUAACACUGUUGUUUUGUUGUUGAUGCAGAUCUUCAGAGUCAGUGCUGUUUCCUGUAAUUUGUCCAUUUUGCCUUCACUCUGCUUAACUCACAUCAAGCUCUUUUAUCAGGAGGACAGAUUUUUCAAACACAGGGAUGGUGGACUAUACCGUCAUCUCAGCGUGACACGACAAAUCAACACAAACACUCCUGUUUGAGCUGAGCUGCCAGUCCAUGCAUCAUUUCCCUUUAAUAUCACUGUGUACAGCAACGUUGCCCGCAGCAGGCACAGAGAAAAUUGAUGCCGUCGUUUUCUCAAAUGGCUUUUCUGACACCAGAGCUGCAGGAGCUCUUUCAAUCACAAGACCAGAGAGGGCCAGUGAACGCCACACGACAGACAAGAUUGAGAUUAAGAGGUACAGGAAAUUAGAUUUUCAUAAAAAGGCUAAUUUUGACAAUUACAACCCUCUUUAAAUAAUAACCUGAAGAAAUACUGCACAUUACUGGUGAUAUGUUGGAUACUGAGUGUUGCUGAUAUCUGGUGAAGUCUCAUGUUUGAUUGUUUGUCAUGAAACUGUAAAAUACUGGUUGUUAAAUUAUGUCUUAGGGGAUAUGCAAUGAGAAAACAUAGGUAGAGAAAAUUAGGAAAUCUUGUAAAUAGGAACGUAGAUGUUUUGUGAAAUACUUGAAAUCCCUUUAAUUAGUUAUUGAAUGUGCUUCAUCCCUUAGCCUUGCCUUGUACAGGAAACCUCAUACCCCUCACCACAGGACCAGGAUAGGGUUUAACAUGCAUGUACAAUGUAAUGAAGCACAGUGUAGCCAAGGACUUGAGAGUAUUUCUAAGUGCCUGAAUAUUUCUCUCUUUGGUUUAUCUUUUUGAUCCAUGUCUUCUUUCUCCAUGCCUGGUCUCGGUUCUGGACGCAUAGGCCUCUCUUGGUUCAAUGGGUAUAUCAAUUUAGGGUUUAUUUUGCAAGUUAGGAAAAGUCAAAUCAACCAUGCUAAUGUAAAGAGGUGUUAAAGUGAAUUAUACUGUACCAUAUCACAGUUUUCCAUGCAGAGACGGAAUUUGAUGGGCACACAGCUGACAAUGAAAUGUUAGCACUGACUAUCGUGGUUGUGUUGUAAUGGCAUGACUUUCAGAAAAAUGAAAUAAAGAAGGUAUGCAUUGGUU
Messenger RNA from Xyrichtys novacula (pearly razorfish), 17139 nucleotides. The record is from the annotation of a GenBank genome assembly. Lineage: Eukaryota; Metazoa; Chordata; Actinopteri; Labriformes; Labridae.